Messenger RNA from Jatropha curcas, 2603 nucleotides. RefSeq names its product protein CLAVATA3 INSENSITIVE RECEPTOR KINASE 6. Gene Ontology annotation, molecular function: protein kinase activity; protein binding; ATP binding. The record is from RefSeq and is a predicted model, not a curated record. NCBI's taxonomy places the organism in Eukaryota, Viridiplantae, Streptophyta, Magnoliopsida, Malpighiales, Euphorbiaceae. Gene Ontology annotation, biological process: protein phosphorylation.
UUUCUUUUUUUUUUUUUCCUUUUUUUUUGGCAAUCAUCUUUUAUAUUAUCAAGAUUUGGUUAGAGUGGCCUUAUAACUUUUAUAUAUUUUCUGAUGCACUUUGCUGAACCAGUGGCAGGCAUGUUACUUUGCUACCUCUUUAGUCUUUUUUACUACCAAACUCCUCUUGCUUUCUUGGCUUCUGGGUUCUGACAUAAGGUGUUUGUGUUUGUGUUGGAGUAAAUGAGUGAGUGCAGUUAUAGGAAAGCAUGAGGUACUGUGAGCUUUAUACAUGAGAAAACAAACAUAAAACCAAAACCAAGAUUUUCUUUUGUUGAAAAUUUCAAAUCUUUAAUUACGCUCUUCUCUAACUUCUAUCUUCCCUUUACUUCUUCCUUUUUGUAAGUUAUAAUAUAAUCAUUAGUUUUUUGGCAAUUGGGUAUUUGGUUUUGUGUUUUGAAUUCAAUGGAAGCAAGGGAAAACAAUGUUCGUUUUUUAUGUUUGAGUUUGUUCUGCUUAUUGAGUACUGCAUAUGGAUUGUUGUCUCCUAAAGGCGUCAACUAUGAAGUUGUGGCUUUGAUGAGUAUUAAGGGUUUACUACAUGACCCUCAUAAUGUUCUUAACUGGGAUGAAACUGCUGUGGAUCCAUGUAGCUGGACAAUGAUCACUUGUUCUCCAGAUGGCCUGGUCACUGGCCUAGGAGCUCCAAGCCAAUAUUUAUCUGGCCGUCUUUCACCAAGUAUAGGAAAUUUGACAAAUCUCCAGCUUGUGCUUCUACAGAAUAACAACAUAUCAGGACCUUUGCCCUCUGAGCUUGGAAGGCUUUCAAAGCUUAGAACACUUGAUCUUUCUAAUAAUUUAUUCAAUGGUGAACUUCCCAGUACUCUGUCUAAUCUAAAAAACCUUCAAUACAUGAGGCUUAACAAUAACAGUUUCCAUGGAGCAAUUCCUUCAUCUUUGGCUGCCAUGUCUCAGCUUUCCUUUCUGGACUUGUCUUACAAUAAUCUGACUCCUCCUGUACCCACUUUUCAUGUUAAAACAUUCAACAUUAUAGGAAAUCCUCUGAUAUGUGGAACUGAGCAAGAAUGCUUUGCAACCAUACCAACUCCACAGUCUUUGGCCUUGAACAAUUCACAAAAUUCUCAACCUUCAGGAAGUGGAAAAGGCCACAAAAUUGCCUUAGCCUUUGGUUCAAGCCUGGCCUGCAUCUGCUUAUUGAUUCUUGGAUUUGGUUUUCUUCUUUGGUGGAGGCAAAAGCACAAUCAGCAAAUAUUCUUUGAUGUUAAUGAACCCCGUCAUGAAAAACUCGACCUUGGAAACCUGAAGAGGUUUCAAUUCAAAGAACUUGAGGUAGCUACAAACAAUUUCAGCAGCAAAAACUUGAUAGGAAAAGGCGGUUAUGGCAAUGUUUACAAAGGGUAUCUACAAAAUGGAACCGUUGUAGCUGUUAAAAGGCUUAAAGAUGGAAAUGCUAUUUCUGGUGAAAUUCAAUUUCAAACAGAAGUAGAGAUGAUCAGCCUAGCAGUGCAUCGCAAUCUCCUCCGUCUGUAUGGAUUUUGCAUGACAACAACUGAAAGGCUAUUAGUUUACCCUUACAUGUCCAAUGGGAGCGUUGCUACUCGUCUCAAGUCCAAACCAGUAUUGGACUGGGGUACAAGAAAAAGAAUUGCUUUAGGAGCUGCAAGAGGAUUAUUAUACUUGCAUGAACAGUGUGACCCCAAGAUCAUUCAUAGGGAUGUUAAGGCUGCAAAUAUAUUGCUUGAUGAUUACUGUGAAGCUGUUGUAGGAGAUUUUGGAUUGGCAAAGUUGUUAGAUCAUAGGGAAUCCCAUAUUACGACAACUGUUAAGGGUACUGUCGGGCACAUAGCCCCAGAAUAUCUGUCAACAGGUCAAUCAUCUGAGAAAACAGAUGUUUUUGGGUUUGGAAUGCUCUUAGUUGAGUUAAUUUCUGGUUUAAGAGCUCUUGAAUUUGGCAAGUCAUCAAAGCAGAAAGGAGCUAUGCUUGAUUGGGUGAAGAAGAUUAAUCAUGAAAAAAAGCUCGAGUUGUUAGUUGACAAAGAUCUGAAGAACAACUAUGAUCGAAUAGAGUUGGAAGAAAUGGUUCGGGUAGCUCUGCUAUGCACCCAAUACUAUCCGACUCACAGACCCAAAAUGUCAGAGGUUGUUCGUAUGCUCGAAGGAGAUGGACUUGCAGAGAAAUGGGAAGCAUCGCAGAGAGCUGAAGCAACUGGAUCACGAGUCGCUGAGUUCUCAUCUUCAGAGCGAUAUUCGGAUCUUACUGAUGAUUCUUCGUUACUUGUUCAAGCGAUGGAGCUCUCUGGACCCAGGUGACAUGUUUCUAAAAAAGGAUGGAAAAGCAUUUUACAUACUUCAAAAUGAAAAGAAUCUACAAUGUGAAAACAAAGUUUCUUGUAUAUUACUGUAUUAAAAAACAUAUUGAAGCUCUAGAGCAUUAUGUCAAAAUUUUCUGACUGUACAGAAUCGGGAUUGAAAAUGACAUAUAGAUGAGUGUUUACAUGUCUUUCUGUUCCUGUUGAGUGAAGAUUUUUUCUUCUCUUGCUGGAUUUUCUGUCAGGGUUGCUUGUAAUAAUUGUCCUAGAAUAAAAAUUACGAUUCUUUGCUAA